GGGACAUGGUGUGCUCAUUUGUGAUCUGAGCAUCCAGCUGGAUUAAUCUUGUGAGGUAACUGGAGUUUAGGACUCGGGAACUCACUCUAGGACAUGAUGCCCAUCAAACCAAUCGGAUGGAUAUGUGGGCAGGUGAUCAAAAGAUUUUCUGGACAAGUUUACCUAAUCCAGAGAGCAGUUGUGGAAAUUAUAGAUGAGAUUAAGGAUGAAUUUCCAACCAUAAUUGGAAUGCAGCAGCCAAACCAGGAAAUUGUUCCCGUUCUACAAGCAUCCAGAUCAGUUGUGGCAAGUGCAUUCUCUUCAUCUCCUGGAGUAAGAGUUAUUAAUGGGCUAAACAGAAUAUCAACAUCUUCAAAAUCUGUUGCCAAAGUCUUGCAGCCAAAACUUGUACAAAAUUUUGCAGAGUUAAAUACUCUGUCUCAUCGUCUUCUGAAAAAUGUAAACAUACCAAAGCAGCCUCUCUAUAAAAAUCAGGGUAGAACAUUUUCCCUGUUUGAUGUGAUCUCCUAUCCAGCAAAGACUGCUCUCACCAGCAUAAUGUGUGCUUCCUACGCAGCACUAAUUUAUGUGGCAGUCUCUAUUAACACAGUACUAGGGAAAAUAAAAUACAUUGUUCAAGAAGAAAAGACCUCAAGAGAAAACGCUGAGAAUGAGGACGAAAAAGAUGUAUUCUCCAAAUAUGAAGAUUUAGCAAGUUACGCUGUACCCUCUCCAGAGAAGCAAGUAUUUUCUAAAUUUCCUGUUGAAGAUUCAACUAAGAGCACCAUUCACAUCCUACAUUCUGCACUGGAUCAAGAUACAGUACUUAGUAGUGGAACUGAAGCUCAAACAGGCUUGUGA
This is a messenger RNA of Mauremys mutica (yellowpond turtle), 840 nucleotides long. RefSeq names its product spermatogenesis associated 9 (gene SPATA9). The coding region runs from base 94 to 840 and encodes 248 amino acids. Lineage: Eukaryota; Metazoa; Chordata; Testudines; Geoemydidae. The record is from RefSeq and is a predicted model, not a curated record. The transcript is spliced from 5 exons.